Lodderomyces theae is the source of this 825-nucleotide messenger RNA. RefSeq names its product DNA replication protein (gene PSF1). The record is from RefSeq and is a predicted model, not a curated record. Gene Ontology annotation, cellular component: GINS complex. The coding region runs from base 1 to 825 and encodes 274 amino acids. NCBI's taxonomy places the organism in Eukaryota, Fungi, Ascomycota, Pichiomycetes, Serinales, Debaryomycetaceae. Gene Ontology annotation, biological process: DNA strand elongation involved in mitotic DNA replication; DNA replication. The transcript is spliced from 2 exons.
AUGCCCAUUAAAACAAAAUCACAGAUGCUUUCAGUUUCAACUCAAAUGCAGUGGUCAAGAGAAGAGUCUAAAGUGUCUGAUCUUUGUAAAAUGUAUGGAGACCAAGCCAAUAAGCUCGUAGCAGAUGCAAAGAGGUUUUCAAAUUUGCCCAGUGUCCCUAUAUAUCAAGCUGAGUUAGUCAAAGACAUAGUAAAGGAGAUUAAUGAUUUGAACCGAGAUGCCGAAUACUUGUCAACAGUUGGAGACAACCUCAGAGAUAACCAGGACGAGGGAAGCCCUACCCAGAAGGAAGAAGACUACAAGAUUAACCAAUGUCAGACGUUUGUGACCCAUUUAUCUAUGAGGAGGAAUAAGCGAUGCCUAUUAGCAUACGAAAAGUUACGAAGUGAUAAGCUCAUUGAAUUUGCGUGGUUGAACAUCGAUCCAGCAGAGUCAGUGGACCAGUCUGCCUCAUCAACAACUGGCACAUCAUCCUCGAGCACGGCGUCUUUGCCAAACAGUAGGGCCCUUCUUCCACAAUCGAAAACCAUCCCCAAUUACACUACACAACUCGAUUUGAAUAACUUGAACCAUUUUGAGCAAGAUUUCUACAAAAACUAUCAAAAUCUAAUAACUAAUUACAAACUGAAGUUUGGUGAAUAUUUGGACUUGACGGGUGAUUUGGAGCCACCAACCGAUAUUUUCAUUGAUGUGAGAUGUUUGAAAGAUGGUGGGGAUGUCACGACUGAAUAUGGAUCAUUCAACUUGAUCAAAGACUCACAGUUUUAUGUCAGGAAAAGUGACGUUGAAAGGUUGAUUCAACAAGGAUAUUUAGAAGAAUUAUAG